Messenger RNA from Raphanus sativus (radish), 955 nucleotides. Its product is annotated as ER membrane protein complex subunit 7 homolog. The record is from RefSeq and is a predicted model, not a curated record. Gene Ontology annotation, molecular function: carbohydrate binding. Bases 126 to 752 code for a protein of 208 amino acids. Gene Ontology annotation, cellular component: EMC complex. The transcript has 7 exons. Lineage: Eukaryota; Viridiplantae; Streptophyta; Magnoliopsida; Brassicales; Brassicaceae.
AGAUGACGGUUGGUGAAGACGCAAAGACAGAAAACAAAUCAGCUCAGACCUUCUCAGCCUCUAGGAAGGUUUUAGUUUCGCCUAUUCAUUGACCGGAAGUCCAGAAUCGGACCAUACCGUCGAAGAUGGCUCCGAUCAUCAGAUCUAGCCCAGCUCUCGCUUUCCUCGUUUUGCAGAUUAGCUUCAUCUUCUUUGCUUCCACUCUCCCACUCUCUUCUGGGUCUGAGGAUGGUUACACAAUCACUGGCAGAGUGAAGAUUCCACCAAGCAACGUGAUUGGUCACACAGCAAAGAGCUCUAAUGUCAAAGUUAUACUCAAUGGUGGACAGAGUGUUACAUUUCUCAGGCCUGAUGGAUAUUUCACUUUUCACAAAGUGCCUGCUGGGACUCAUCUGAUCGAAGUAUCUGCAAUGGGCUACUUCUUUUCUCCGGUACGAGUCGAUGUUAGUGCACGGCACCAUGGCAAAGUUCAUGCAACACUAACCGAAACCAGGAGGAGUCUUACUGAGCUGGUUUUAGAGCCAUUGAGGGAAGAGCAAUACUACGAGAUUCGAGAGCCUUUCUCCAUGUUGUCAAUGGUGAAAAGUCCGAUGGGUCUCAUGGUGGGAUUCAUGGUCGUGGUUGUGUUCCUAAUGCCCAAACUGAUGGAAAACAUAGAUCCAGAGGAGAUGAAGCAAGCACAAGAGGAAAUGAGGAGGCAAGGUGUGCCUUCGCUCUCGAGUUUGUUGCCAAGCGCCGGGGCUAGCCGUUAAGAGUUUCUCUGUCAGCUCAAUGUAUCACAAAACGAGCGGAGAAAGGGUAUCCCGUUCUUGUGAGAGACACACUCACUGUAAUAGAUUUGUAUUGUGUAAUAGAUCUUCAUAUUUGUAUUGUGUAAUAGAUCUUAAUAUUUGUGUUGUGUAAUAGCUAUUAAGAACAUAAGAAAAAACGAUAAUUUAAUGCAAUUUAAGAAGCA